Messenger RNA from Pectinophora gossypiella (pink bollworm), 1897 nucleotides. RefSeq names its product WD repeat domain-containing protein 83. Gene Ontology annotation, molecular function: protein binding. Gene Ontology annotation, cellular component: catalytic step 2 spliceosome. The record is from RefSeq and is a predicted model, not a curated record. Gene Ontology annotation, biological process: mRNA splicing, via spliceosome. The coding region runs from base 79 to 981 and encodes 300 amino acids. The transcript has a single exon. NCBI's taxonomy places the organism in Eukaryota, Metazoa, Arthropoda, Insecta, Lepidoptera, Gelechiidae.
UUAAACAAACGUAAUGUUUAUUUUGAUUUUGAGGUUAUGUUACUGAAGUCAAACAAAUUUAUUGUUAUUCGUUAAAAAAUGACUGAAUUAACAACGAUUGCGACUUUAAAAUGCAAGCAGCAGGUCGUGCGGGCGGUCCGGUUUAACAUUGACGGCUCUUACUGUUUGACUUGCGGCGCGGACAAGAAGAUUAAACUUUGGAAUCCUCACAGACAACUUUUGCUUAAAACUUACGGUGGUCAUGCGAACGAGGUGCUAGACGCGGCUGGGUCUUGCGAUAGCAGUCAUAUUAUAUCUUGUAGUACUGAUAAAUCAGUGAUAUUGUGGGAUGUAACUACUGCACAGCCUAUUCGGCGCUAUCGAGGGCACGCGAGCUCCGUUACAUGCAUAAAGUUUAAUGAAGAGUCAUCUAUGGCAGUCUCUGGGUCUGUAGACAAUACAGUUGCCUUCUGGGACAUCAACAGUAGGAGACAGGAGCCCGUUCAAGUGUUGAAGGACGCGAAAGACACGAUAACCUCGGUACAAGUCACCGAUCAUGAAAUUUUUACCUGUUCCGUUGACUGUCAUGUUAGAUUGUACGAUAUUCGCGUUGGGAAGAUGACCUCUGACUAUAUAGGGCAUAUAGUCACCUAUGGAGGCCUGACGCAUGAUGGGCAGUGUUAUAUUUUAAGUUGCAAUGACAAUACAUUGAAACUAUUUGACAAAGACUCUGGGGAAAUUCUGAACACUUUUACCGGUCAUGAAAGCAAGGAUUAUAUGUUGGAAAAUGCAGUUAAUGCGAAAGAUAGUCAUAUUAUAUCGGGAUCUGCGUCUGGGGAGAUAUUCAGCUGGGAUUUAAUAUCUUCUAAAAUCACUCAUAAGUAUGUCCAUACUGUGAACAAGCCUGUAGUAUCUCUAAGUUACCACCCCACGGAAGAUUUCUUGUUGACAGCGUGUGAAGAUGAAAUUAAGCUGUGGGGAAUACCAAAGAUGGAAGAAUGAAGAAGAAAUGACUGUGAUUUGGAUAAAAUAGAGCUACCUAUCACGUUGGUCUAACAGAAAGCUCAGUGGGGUGUGGGUACUUAGUUCAUCUUGUGCUGAAUGUACCUCUGACUGACAUAGUUGAGAGCUUAUAUUAUGUUGUGUAAAAUACAGAGAAUUCGACUUUAUGAGUUUGGAUCACAGAUAAUUGAUAUCCCGUGGUUUCAAGGAUUUGUGCCCGGUUAGUGGCAAUAGGCCCAUAUUACAUGGGACUUGAUAACUUGGAACAUGUAUACUAUUCACCUCUGCCUAGCCCUUCAGUUAUGUUAUGUGAGGAGCUCGGUGGCGCAGCGGUAAACGCGCUCGGUCUGUGAUUGUUGAAGUUAAGCAACUUUCGCAAAGGCCGGUCAUAGGAUGGGUGACCACAAAAAAAAAGUUUUCAUCUCGAGGUCCUCCGUGCUUCGGAAGGCACGUUAAGCCGUUUGUGCCGGCUGCAUUAGCAGUCGUUAAUAACCACCAAUCCGCACUGGGCCCGCGUGGUGGUUUAAGGCCCGUUCUUCCUAUCCAUCCAUAGGGAAGGCCCGUGCCCCAGCAGUGGGGACGUUAAUGGGCUGAUGAUGAUUAUGAUGUUAUGUUAUGUUAAAAUAGAGAGAAAAAUGAGAAAGAGUUGCACAUGUGUAUGACUAACAAAAUAAGAAAUAUUAUACUGGUGACCUAUAAUACAGAUAUUUUUGUACCUAGUUUAGGCACCAGUCUCACAAAAUAAUAUUUUUAAUGUUGUUCAUACUCGAUCGUUUAGUAUUAAGAACUUCAUUUCUCUGCAUUUUAAUUAUGUUUUGUGAGAAAAUAAAUUUUAUUUGAUUACAUAAUUUUUUUUAUUUAUGUGGGAAUGAAAGCUUAUUAUGAAUGUGAUGUAUGUGAGGUGAAGUUUAUGAAC